GCGAGUGUGUUGUGCAAGUUUAGCUGAUGUGUCUGUGUGUGUGUGGGUUCAGCUGAUAUGUAGGCCACGUCAGUUUGUCCUUACAGAGUAAACGACUGAGGCGCCGUUCCGCAGCAGCACCACCAUCCGGCCGCUAGACGGCAGUGCUGAGUUCAUUUCAUCAGCGAAUCAAUGACUCGUGGCUAUUCGUAGUUAUUUCCUUUUAGGUUCACUGCAGAUCGGCCCAAACGUCAAGUUGAUCGGAAACGUGGAGAAGCAGCUAAAGUUGUUUUGGGGGUGAAGAAAAUUCUUCCGUUUGCUUUGUGCUAGAUUCCCAAGAUGUCUUGCUGCAGAGUGAAAUAAUUUUGACUCGUUAUUUGGGCUACACCGUGAGCUUGUUCUGACUCGAGCUGCUGUCAACUGGUGUAGAGUAAAAACACUAGAGAGUUUAACCUCAGGGACACUGGCACAUAAAGCCGUGUUGGAGUGUUGUUAUUGUGCAGCAUGUCGGCUGAAGUGGUGAGUGAGUGUCGGCUAGGAGAAGGAGACCAAAACACCGCGGGGAAGUCUGAUCUAACGAGGAGUCCGGACGAGGAGCAGCAACGAGCUCCAAAAGUCCAGUCUAAGCCCCCAAAACAGGGGGAGAUGGACGCCAAACUGGGCGGAUUGAACAAAAACAACACGAACCGUAAGGAAAACGACCAAAAUGAAGCAAGCAACAAUGCAGAAUUGGGCAAGAAGAGCGUGAGUGAGGCACCGCCGCCCAGAGUUAACCCCUGGACGAAGAACAACUCGUCGUGUCCUCCUAAUAACUCGACAAACAACACUCAACAAACGGAAUCCCAGAACUCUGCCAAAGUGGUACGUGCCAACAAGCCCAGAUCCAGGAAGUCUAGUAAGUCGAGUGACUUCAGUGACAUCACCAACUGGCCCACUCCUGGAGAAAUAGCCAAUAAGGAGGUUUGUAGAGACCUGUCGGAGAGAUCUUCAUCCAUUCCUCAGCAGCAGAACGCUCUGAACACACAGGGACAGAAAGUCCCAUCCGGCCGAAGAGAGAGAAGGAGGGAGCGUGGAGGAGAGAAGAGAGAGAAGGAGAGUGGUAGUGAUGGGAGCGACAGUAAGGAGAACAGGGAGGCACAGCAGGAGACUCCUCUAACCGAGCUGGAGAAGGAGGUGGGCAAAGACACUCAGAGCAGCGUCCCCUGCAGGAGAGGUUUCAGGAGGGAUUUCAAUGAUGAGACAUCAAGCGUUCGCAGCGAGGGUAGCAGUGUUCGCGGUGGCCUUCGAGGACGGGGCAAAAGUCGUGGAAGGGGCAGAGGUCGCGGGCGAGGGCGUUUUGACUACUCCCACAGUUAUCGGGAAUCCUACAUCGAUGGUUCCCCCGUGCCUACAGAGUUCGGGACCAACAUGAUGUAUUUCUAUGACGACGGGAACAGAGUACAGAUGUACACCAUCGAGGAGAGUUUGCUCAAAGAGUACAUCAAGCGCCAGAUCGAGUACUACUUCAGCCUGCACAACCUGGAACGCGAUUUCUUCUUGAGGAGAAAGAUGGACACCAAGGGCUUCCUGCCCAUCUCUCUCAUUGCCGGCUUCCGCCGGAUCCAAGCUCUCACCACCGACGUCAGUCUCAUCAAGGAGGCAAUGAAAGACAGUGACGUAGUGGAGCUGGUCGACGAGCAGAUUCGGAGAAAGGACGAUCCGGAGCGCUGGCCGAUCCCUGGGCUGCCUGCCAACUCCUCACACACAGACUUCAGCCAGCUCAUUCACUGUCCUGAGUUUAUCCCGGGACAAACCUUCACCUCACUUGCUGCAGGUUCAACUUCCCCGGCCAACCAGACCACAGUCGAGCCUCCUGCUGCCACAAAUGGCCUAAUAAACGACAGCUCUGAUACUGACACCAAACCGCAGUCUGAUGAGUCGUUCGAGGUCGAGUCGAAAAGUGUGUCCAGCUCGGAUGAGAGGACCGUCGAGGGGCUGUCCAGCAGAACGCCUGAUCCGGAGAACCAGUGGGUUCAGGUGGAGAAACGGCACAGGAACACGUCAGGGAAAAACAAGGAACUCUCAACACCGGCUCAGACAAAUCCACAACCCGAAGCUUACCAGGAAGAACUCGACUUCCUGUUUGACGAAGAGAUCGAGCAACUUGUUGCACCUCGCAAGAACACCUUUACCGAUUGGUCAGACGAGGACUCGGACGGCGAGCUGGAUGACAGUGACGUGAACAAGAUCCUGAUCGUCACUCAGACGCCACCGCACCUCCGCAAGCACCCGGGCGGCGACCGCACAGGAAACCACAUCUCCCGUGCCAAAAUCACCACCGAGCUCGCUAAGGCCAUUAAUGACGGUCUCUACUACUAUGAGCAAGACCUGUGGACUGGGAACGAGAAUCAGCUGGAUGCUAUCAAUGUUAAGGAGGUCGAGAACUUUAAGAAGCUCAACGUGAUCAGCCAGGAUGAGUUUGACACUUUGACCCCUAAAUUACCCAUUGACCCCAACCAGGAAGUGCCACCACCUCCCCCCAGCCAGGAUGAGCCCAGCCUGGCCCAUUCUCUGCCCACUAACGUCCCAGAAUCCCCUAGUGCUCCCCGGACCCCUCGUACCCCACGCACACCCGGUCGGCAAGAUCCGAACAAAACACCCCGCUUCUAUCCAGUCAUGAAGGACAGCGGAAGCAUUGACGGUCAGACUCCCAGGAAGAGGAAGACACGCCACAGCUCCAAUCCUCCACUGGAAAGUCAUGUAGGCUGGGUGAUGGACUCUCGUGAACACAGGCCACGCACUAGCUCCAUUAGUAGUUCAAACGCUUCUCCAUCGGAGGGCGCUCCCCUGCAGUCAUCCAGUUAUGGCUGCACCCCUCAGUCUCUACCCAAAUUCUGGCACCCGUCUCACGAGCUGCUCCAAGAGAACGGCUUCACCCAGCAGGUUUAUCACAAGUAUCGCCGAAGGUGUCUCAAUGAGAGGAAGCGGUUGGGAGUGGGUCAAUCGCAGGAGAUGAACACACUCUUCAGGUUCUGGUCCUUCUUCCUCAGAGACAACUUCAACAGAAAUAUGUACGAAGAAUUCAAGCAGUAUGCCUUGGAGGAUGCCAAAGAAAACUACAGGUACGGACUGGAAUGCCUGUUCCGCUUUUACAGUUACGGUUUGGAGAAGAGGUUCAGACCUGACAUCUUCAAGGACUUUCAGGAGGAAACUUUGCACGACUAUGAGAAAGGUCAACUGUAUGGUCUUGAAAAGUUCUGGGCCUUCCUGAAGUACUCACGGAUUAAAGGCCAAGUGAUUGACCCCAAGCUGCAGGAGCACCUCUGCAAAUUUAAGCGCAUAGAUGACUUCAGAGUGGAGCCACCAAUGGGUGAGGAGCAGGGGGGCAGGAGACGGAGACACUCGUCCUCUGGAGGGGAUGAGGGCAGACGGAAACGUUACAACUCAACCUCGUCUUCAUCAUCAAAACAUGCCCCGCCCACCAAGGCUUCGAAUGAGCCUGCUGCUGAAGGGGAAGCUAAGACGGAUUCAACUAAUCGGUCAGCUGCUCCAGCAAACACUAAACCCCUUUCAGCUAGUCGUGGGUCUGCAAACGACAAAAUGACCUCAACUAAUCACCGGGCUGUUGUGGGGCUGGCCAAAUCAGCUUUAGCCAAUCAGCAAGCAACUGCUAAGAGCAACACAGUCAAUGAAGCAACAUCAACCACAAAGAACGUGAAGAAGAACCCACAAUCUGAAAUGGCUAGCAAAACCAAAGAUGCACAUCCGCCAAACUAAAUGAAUCUUGAAAGAUCAAUAUUUUGAAUCUUUAAUGAAAAGGGCUAUUUUAAGGCCUAGACCGUAAAUCUCUACUACGAGUGAAUGAGCCAAACCGUUAAGUAAAGCUUGAGUGUUAAACCAUCAGGGCUUAACUGAUUUCACUAUGUAAUGUAUCAGUCCGAUUAUCGUAUUCGUCUAUUUAGCAGAAACAGCUUUUUGGCUCAUGGCUGGUUUUAACAGUUAUUCAGUUUUAAAUAGGCACAAUUGGUGGACUGAAAAUUAUUAAAAAACCAUUCUGCUGUCAGGUUUACGAGCGCUGCAUCGAGUGUGUGGACGAUGUUUAUGUGUUGAAUGUAAAUUUCUUUGUUUUAUCUUCUGGGGUGCCUUACAUUUCAAAGUUUUUACUUUAAAUAUAUCAGGAAAUAUAUCACUGACAUUAUUUUAUUUUGGUGGUGUCAUAACCUUUGUGUCUGUGCCUGAUCAUCAUGACAUGAUCACUGAAAUGAUCUAUGACAAGAAAGUAUAAGACUUUUGUUUUAUUUGAGAAAAAACAAACAAAUUAGUAGAUUACACAGAUUAUAAUAGUGUAAUUGUAUUUUACACUUGAGAUGGCAAUAUCAUGACAACAAAAAUGACACUAGAUGUAGUAUAUUGGUGCAUAGUGUUUGGAAGUGACUGUGAAAUGGAGGGAAAAAACCAUCAGUAUCCUGCUCAAAGGCCAAGCUAGUGCGUGAUUGUAAUAAAAAUAAACAUUUUGGAUACAUAGGAUAUCCAGAUCCUAAGAACAUAGGAUACUUUAAAUUUCUGUUUUAAUAGAGUUAACAAACUUGCAUAUUUUUUUUGGCUUAAAUUAGAAUUAUGUCUCUUUACUUGAAGUACCUUUAUUUUCUAAGUAUUUUUAUUGCUUAAAAACGGAGAAGAAAGGAGUUUUAAAGAAAGGAGUUUUAUAUUCCAGGAAAAAAAAAAGUUUUACAUUCUAUUGGAGAAGGGAUGUUUUUUUUCUCGCAAUUUUGAGUGAUUUAAUUGAUUCUAAUCAUAUUUUAUUGCUUAUUACUUAUUUGGAUAAUGCAACUAUAUAAUAGAAAUAUAAACUGUACAUAAAAAUGAUGAUAAAUUGCUAUGGUUUGGUUGAUUUAAAUUUUUAUUGAGCUGUAGUAUUUUUCUGCGUGCGCUGGUGUGUUCGUAUGCAUGUAAGGUUCCUUUUUUUUUUGCCUCUAAAUUGUAACAUGUAAAAAUGCAUAUAUUAAAAAAAAUUAAAAUCUGUUUUUAAAAACCCCAAA
This is a messenger RNA of Tachysurus fulvidraco (yellow catfish), 4997 nucleotides long. It is a transcript of the gene larp1b, whose product is annotated as La ribonucleoprotein 1B. Gene Ontology annotation, cellular component: cytosol; cytoplasmic stress granule. Gene Ontology annotation, molecular function: RNA cap binding. Bases 484 to 3735 code for a protein of 1083 amino acids. Lineage: Eukaryota; Metazoa; Chordata; Actinopteri; Siluriformes; Bagridae. The record is from RefSeq and is a predicted model, not a curated record. The transcript has 19 exons. Gene Ontology annotation, biological process: mRNA stabilization; positive regulation of translation.